CAAAAAAUCUUGUGAUUGAUUAUGAAUCAGGUGUGCUGGAACUAAAUCCACAUAAGAAUCAGAUGUCAGAGGAGAAAUCGUGGAUUUGUGGGGAUGUGCACGUGCAUGAGGAUUCGUACCGAUGGGUAUUGAGGGCACGAGCAUGAGGAACGGACGGGCUCUGUCCGAUCAAUGGGCCGACAGCGUGGUGGUCCGGCCCCGCACGACCGAACAGCACAUCACGGUGCACAAGAGACUCGUGUUGGGCUUCGCCAUCUCCAUCCUCACCCUCAUCAUCGUCACGGCCAUCGCCAUCACACUCAGCGUGAGCUUCGAGAGAUGCGCCGGGGACAGCAGCGGGGAUCAAGCCGCAAACGGCUCCAGUAACAGUAAAGUGAAACAGUCCCGGGACGGGAACAGCAGCAAAUACUCAGAGGACGUCCAGCAGCCCUGGAGACAUGUGCGCUUACCGGCCACCCUGCGCCCUCGCCACUACGACCUCCAACUGUCCGUGCACAUGGAGAACUUCACCUUCUCCGGUGAGGUGAACAUUGAGUUUGAAUGCGUCCGCGCCACUAAGUUGAUCGUGCUGCACACGGACAGGUUGGAGAUGGAGAAAGUGCUGGUGUAUUCCGACAGUAAGAAAGCUGCAGGUGCCAUGAGGAUCCAGCGACGCUUCCACUAUCAGCCCAAGCAGGUGUAUGUGCUCGCGCUGCACAGAGAGAUGAAGCCCCUCAGAACAUACAAGAUCAACAUCACUUUUCAUGCGCCCAUUCAACAUGAACUCUUGGGAUUUUUCCGCAGCUCAUACAUGCUGCAUGGACAGAGAAGGUAUCUUGCUGUGACGCAGUUCUCACCAACUCACGCAAGAAAGGCGUUCCCGUGUUUCGAUGAGCCCAUCUAUAAAGCCACUUUCAGAGUGAGUUUGAGACACGAGAGCUCGUAUCAGUCCCUGUCCAACAUGCCAGUGGAGUCCUCUACGUCUGAAGAGGAUGGGUGGGUGACCAACCAUUUCUCCAGGACGCCCCGCAUGUCCACAUACUACCUGGCCUGGGCCGUGUGCAACUUCACCUACAGAGAAGCAAUCACAGAUAAUGGAGUUGUGAUUCGUCUGUAUGCCAGACCUGAUGCAAUCCAGAGCGGAUCGGGAGACUACGCUCUUCACAUCACCAAGAGACUCCUUCAGUUCUACCAGGAUUACUUCAAAGUCAAAUAUUCCCUCCCCAAAUUAGAUCUGCUGGCCGUGCCGAAGCAUCCCUAUGCAGCCAUGGAGAACUGGGGUCUGAGUGUGUUUGUGGAGCAGAAGAUCUUAUUGGAUCCUGACGUCUCCUCCUCCUCCUAUCAGAUGGAGCUCACCAUGGUUGUGGUGCACGAGAUCUGUCACCAGUGGUUUGGAGAUCUCGUCACUCCAGUUUGGUGGGAGGAUGUUUGGCUGAAGGAGGGAUUUGCUCAUUUCUUUGAGUACAUUGGGACGGAUUUCCUCUUUCCAAAGUGGAACAUGGAGAAUCAGAGGUUUCUCACUGAUGUUCUUCACGAGGUGAUGUUAUUGGAUGGUUUGGCGAGUUCUCAUCCAAUCUCUCAACAAGUGUUUGAAGCCACAGACAUCGACAGAGUGUUUGACUGGAUCGCAUAUAAGAAGGGAGCCGCUCUGAUCCGUAUGCUGGCUAAUGUCAUGGGACAGCCGCUGUUCCAGAGAGGACUCAAUGAUUACUUGAUGACACACAUGUACGGGAAUGCGGCGAGAGACGACUUGUGGAACAAACUGUCUGAGGUCAUGCAGAGGGAGGGGAAGGAUAUCAACAUCACAGUGCUCAUGGACCGCUGGACUCUGCAGAUGGGAUAUCCUGUCGUCACCAUCAACAAGAACGACAGCCUUGACAACAUCGUCUUCAUCUCCCAAGAGCACUUUGUCUAUGACACCGAUGCCAAGAUCCGCCAUCCUGAGCUGUUCAACAAAAGCUUCCAGUGGCAAAUUCCCCUGACGCUCACAGUGGGAAACUCCAGUCACAUAUCAACAGAGACAAUCAUCUGGCUCUCCAAUAAAACAGAGAUUCACAAAAUGAGUCACAUGGAUGGGGAGACAUGGUUGCUGGGUAACAUCAAUCAAACCGGCUACUUCAGAGUGAACUAUGACCUCCACAACUGGCUACUUCUAAUUCAACAACUGAUGACAAACCCGACGAUCAUCUCCGUGGGCAACAGGGCUGGUCUGAUCGAUGAUGUCUUCAAUCUGGCAAGAGCGGGGUAUCUGCCUCAAAAUGUCCCCCUGCAGAUCAUCUCAUACUUGUCUCAGGAGAGUGAGUUUCUGCCAUGGCACGCUGCUAGUCGAGCUCUUUACCAGCUGGACAAACUUCUGGACCGCACCGAAGACCACAAUCUGUUUAGUGACUAUGUGCUAAAACAGGUGGCACCAAAGUAUCACAAGAUGGGCUGGCCAUCCACUUCCUCUGAUGGCUCCUUCAAGCAGGUUGCUUAUCAGACCGAAGAGCUGCAGAAAGAGGUGAUCAUGCUGGCCUGUAGUUUUGGGAACAAACACUGUCACCGCCAAGCUGUGUCUCUUAUUUCAGACUGGAUUUCCAGCAACAAGAACAGGAUUCCACCCAACAUGCGGGACAUUGUGUACUGCACAGGCGUGUCUCUCAUGGAUGAGGAUGUGUGGGAGUUUAUCUGGAUGAAGUUCCACUCCUCCACUGUUAUCUCUGAGAAGAAGGUUCUUCUGGAGGCCUUGACCUGCAGUGACAACAUCUUCCUGCUCAACAGGCUCCUAAAUCUUUCCCUGACCUCUGACCUGGUCCCAGAUCAAGACGUGAUUGAUGUGAUCAUACAUGUGGCCCGCAAUCCGAUCGGAAGACAUUUAGCUUGGAGAUAUUUCAGAAAGAAGUGGGACAUAUUGAAUUCCAGGUAUGGUGAAGCCUUAUUUAUGAACUCCAAAUUAAUCAGCGGUGUGACUGAGUUUCUCAACACUGAGGCCGAGUUGAAUGAGCUGAAAGGGUUUAUCCUCACCACUGGAGGAGGGGGGACACCUGCGUUCACUCGAGCCGUUGAGAUUGUUCAAGCUAAUGUAAAAUGGCACAUGCUGUACGAGCAACAGUUCUACCAAUGGCUGCGGAAAGCUCCUGACGGUUAACGCAACGCCAAGCAUGGAAAAAUAUAUUAGCAUGGAAGCUCUUUCAGACAUUUAGAGGCCAAUGACUUGAGGAGACUUAAGUGAUAAUAAAAUAGGCCUAUACAUUUUUUGGAUCAUGACAAUCUGCAAAAUCAAGUUUUAUUUCCCUGCUAUUUAUGAAAUGAGCAGGCACUGACCAAGACCAAGAUGAAGGGAACGAUUAAGAAAGAAGCUGCAUUAAAGAACUCAACAUUGAAAAUUGCAUGGUGGUGUCCAUAUGUACUGACAGAUGAUUUUAUUUCCGUUGUCCCCUUGUAUUUUGCAUGAAACUCAUUUCCUUUGUCCAAUCGUCUUGUUUGCUGAAAUUGGAUCUUUUUCUGAGUCCAAGGAGCUCCGAUUAUCUUUGGAGACCAGACUGCAGUGCAAGGAGAUUGCUCUUCGGUGAAUAUACACAAUUUAGUCAAAGCACAAAGAUCGUCGAAUGUGACAAUCAGUGUUUUGAUUGGACGAAAGGAAAAAAGAGGACAAAGCAAGUGAAGAGGGGAAAUAUCCAUAUAGCCUUUCUCUCUCUAAAGCCAUAAAGAGGAGCAGACUGCAUUUUAUCUCUUGUACAGGUGAUGUUUGAUAUUGUUUGAUCUGUUUUAACCCUUUCAGCUGAAGUGUGUAAUUUUAUUUAGAUUUUGAAAUGCAGCUUAAAAUGUGGAGACACUUUUCGGGCCAAUCAAAAUAUUGCUGUGUUUGAUUGAGCAUCCCAACCUGCCUGACACAGCAACAUUUGCUCAAUCAAUGGUGUGAGUUUGGUGCGAGACUAUCUUUCUGUCUGACCGAUGGAAGAUGGGGAUAGUUUAUAGUGAAAGCCAUUUGAAAACAGUGAUUAUUUUGGUAACUCCGAUUGGUGACUCAAAUUGCACACUUCACCUUUACGAUGACACUUACUGAUCACAGAGGAGGGAAUCUUUAGUAAACAUUCGGAUUGCUUACUGCAGGUUUUGGAAGGAGUGGUGAUAGUUUAACUGACAAGUGUCCCUUAUCAUUUGCAUUCUCACAAUGUUACUCUUGGCUCUCCAGUUUUUGGAGGGUGUGUCCUUGAAUCUGUGGUGUGUUUGUUUGAGUGGAAAAAAUUAUCCGAGUCAAGAUUUGUAUGUAUAAUUCAUUGAUUCGCUGAAGGGAGGUCAAUGCAAUCAAUGCAAUGCUGAUAUACGUCAUCUUUAUUAAUCAAGUACACUGUUGGGUUAUGUAUGACUGGUUGUAAUGGAGAUGAUUACACAGUGUCCUAACCAGACGUGACAAUAUUUAUACACUAAAAUGAUAAAAAAAAAAAAAGACAAUAAAAUGAGAAA
Molecule: messenger RNA, 4425 nt
Organism: Xyrauchen texanus (razorback sucker)
Lineage: Eukaryota; Metazoa; Chordata; Actinopteri; Cypriniformes; Catostomidae
Product: thyrotropin-releasing hormone-degrading ectoenzyme-like
Exons: 20
Coding region: 122-3106 (994 amino acids)
Biological process (GO): proteolysis; peptide catabolic process
Cellular component (GO): cytoplasm
Molecular function (GO): zinc ion binding; metalloaminopeptidase activity; peptide binding
Source: RefSeq, a predicted model, not a curated record